Messenger RNA from Sorex araneus (European shrew), 922 nucleotides. Its product is annotated as glutathione S-transferase theta-2B-like. Gene Ontology annotation, molecular function: glutathione transferase activity. The transcript is spliced from 5 exons. Gene Ontology annotation, cellular component: cytoplasm. Gene Ontology annotation, biological process: glutathione metabolic process. The record is from RefSeq and is a predicted model, not a curated record. Lineage: Eukaryota; Metazoa; Chordata; Mammalia; Eulipotyphla; Soricidae. Bases 138 to 872 code for a protein of 244 amino acids.
GAGCUAAGCGUCCAGUUGGACGGCAGCCGGCGCCGGGGCGGGCCCCCCACUGGCUCCGGUCCCAGAAAGGCGGGCCCCGCGCACUGAAAUCCCGGGUCCGCCCUGCGCCCUGCGCAGACUUCAUCUACGUCCCCGCCAUGGGUCUGGAGCUCUACCUGGACCUGCUGUCCCAGCCCUGCCGCGCCGUCUACAUCUUCGCCAAGAAGAAUGGCAUCCCCUUCGAGAUGCGCACCGUGGAGCUGCUCAAAGGGCAGCACCUGACCAAGGACUUCAGCCAGGUCAACAGCCUGCAGAAGGUUCCCACCCUCAAAGACGGUGACUUUAUCUUGACUGAAAGUGUGGCCAUCCUGAUCUACCUGAGCACUAAAUACAAGACAGCGGAUCACUGGUACCCACCUGAGCUGCCCAUCCGCGCCCGCGUCCAUGAGUACCUGGGCUGGCACGGUGACUGUAUUCGUGGCACGUUUGGUGUGUCCCUGUGGGUGAAGGCGAUUAUACCCCUCAGUGGGCUCCAGAUACCGGAGGAGAAAGUGGAGCGCAACAAAGCUGCCAUGGAUAAAGCGCUGCAGAAACUCGAGGACUGCUUCCUGGGGAACAAGGCUUUCCUCGCCAGCCAGGAGGUGACCCUGGCCGACCUGCUGGCACUAGAGGAACUGGUGCAGCCCUUGGCUGUUGGCUAUGACCUGUUUGCAGGACAUAAGAAACUGGAAGCAUGGCGUAAUCGAGUGGAGAAUUUUCUGGGUGCUGAACUGUGUCAGGAAGCCCAUGGCCCCAUCUCGAACAUCAUGCAACAGGUCGCCAAUAAAACCAUCCCACCGCCUCCCCCAGAAUUCUAUCCAAGUAUGCUGGUUCGUAUUUCCAGGAUCCCUUGAGGAGUUGAUGAUGGAAGCUGAUGAUUGGUGGCCGGGAGAGUAGCAAUAAA